Molecule: messenger RNA, 1855 nt
Organism: Chiloscyllium plagiosum (whitespotted bambooshark)
Lineage: Eukaryota; Metazoa; Chordata; Chondrichthyes; Orectolobiformes; Hemiscylliidae
Source: RefSeq, a predicted model, not a curated record
CUCUCCCUCCCCCCCAUUCCAGGGAAGCAGGGCCACGUUUGAUAGUGUCUGUCCUCCUCCACAUCAACCCAAAUCCCACACACGGCCUGCCGACUCCCGGGACACAGAGGAUACGAAGAUGAGCAGCUCGGAGGAAGUAUCAUGGAUCUCCUGGUUCUGCGGACUGCGAGGCAAUGAGUUCUUCUGUGAGGUCGAUGAAGAUUAUAUUCAGGACAAGUUCAAUCUGACCGGCCUGAAUGAGCAGGUGCCUCAUUACCGCCAGGCGCUGGAUAUGAUUCUGGAUCUUGAGCCCGAUGAGGAACUGGAGGACAAUCCGAACCAGAGUGACCUUAUCGAGCAAGCCGCUGAGAUGCUGUACGGACUGAUUCACGCCCGCUACAUUCUCACCAACAGAGGGAUUGCCCAGAUGCUUGAGAAAUACCAGCAGGGAGACUUUGGCUACUGUCCUCGAGUGUACUGUGAGAACCAGCCCAUGCUUCCUAUUGGUCUGUCUGAUAUCCCCGGUGAGGCCAUGGUCAAGCUGUAUUGCCCCAAGUGCAUGGACGUUUACACACCCAAGUCCUCACGGCAUCACCACACAGAUGGGGCUUAUUUCGGCACUGGCUUCCCCCACAUGCUGUUCAUGGUGCAUCCAGAGUACAGGCCCAAGAGACCAGCUAAUCAGUUUGUUCCCAGGCUGUACGGUUUCAAGAUCCACCCCAUGGCGUACCAACUCCAGCUCCAAGCUGCCAGUAACUUCAAGAGCCCCGUCAAGACUAUCCGUUAGAGAGAAGUGAAGCCACAUUGAUCCAGCCCAUGCUGCUGGAUUUUCCACCUACCGUGUGUCGGCAAGUGCGAUAUAUGCCACAAAGCUGCAGAUAGUGUCCACUUUUAACCAAACCAAACUACUCCUCCACCCCCCCCCCCACCCCUGCCCUCCCCACAUCCCAUUUACAGAGUCAUGAACUGAAGUUGGUGCCAAUGGAUUUCUUUCAGUGGGAAAAUACUUAACACAAAAAAAACAUUUUGUUGAAACAAAAAUCCACGUGUGUGUGUGUGUGUGUGUGUGUGUGGGUGGGUGGGGAUCAGCUGGAGUAAUCCUUUCCUUUUGCAACAGGAACCUCCCCCCGCCUCACUGUAGCGCCUGGUUUUGUACCUUUCCCCCAGACCGGCUGUGCCUGGGAUCCCACCGGAGAGCAGCAGCAUCUGCUCACUCAUGGACGGGCGCUGUUUCCCAGAUCACCCCGAGACUUGUGGCUAAGGUCUCCCACCACCUUCUGUGGUGGGUUGGAAACCAAGGGAGGUGGCACCGCUGGGGUGGACGCGGUUUCAGAAUGAGCUGAGGCCCACAUUACUGAGGAAGAGUCCGACCUGUCAAUUGUUCACAUCAUGCUGCCAGCCGCAGGGCCCAACCUGGUGUCAGCGAACUGUUUGGGGCGAGAGAGAUGGAGGGAGGGCACUGCAGGUAAUUUUGAGUGCAUCCCCUUUGUUCAUCUUUCAGCACAGCUGAAUUGCCCCACAAGAAAACAUCACUGUCUCUGUCUGUGUGUGUGUGUGUGUGAGGCAGCAGCAGUACUCCCUGAGAAAUCCCAGUUAUUAACUUCAGAGAGCCCACCCGUUCCUGGUGGGAGGGACUGUCAUUUUAUUCCCCCAGCAAGCCCAGAGUUUGGUGGAGGGUGGGGGGGGAGGAGGUCUAUUCAGUUCUAACUUUUUGUCCCGCCCGGUGAGGUUACAGACAUUUGCUGUAUUGUAUGUAUUGUAUAAAGGAUGUUGUUGACUUGGUAAAUGCUGUCUUAUGUUUUUUUUAAGUGUUAAAUUGGUUUAGGGAUUGUUAGCAACCUUUAUUUCUGAAUAAACACGUACUUCACGUGCUGAA